Molecule: messenger RNA, 975 nt
Organism: Paramuricea clavata
Lineage: Eukaryota; Metazoa; Cnidaria; Anthozoa; Malacalcyonacea; Plexauridae
Source: the annotation of a GenBank genome assembly
AUGAUUGCUCGGUUACAUGUAGAUAAGAUGAACUUAAAUAAGGUACCCUAUAUUUAUAUUUAUAUUUAAAUGAAGUAUUUAGUGGUAUCAUGUACGUAUACCGCGGGACGGUGAGAACGGGGAUUCAAGUAUGGCGGACGAGAAAUUUUAGAUAUUAUUUGAUGUAGUGUGAGAAAGAUUGAUGAAAUUGAACUUAUAUUAAUGGCGACGAGUGGAAAAUCGAACUCAUGCAAUAACUGAACAUCGUAGUUAAGUACAGCAUUCUUCUAAACGUAAAUUAAUGGGUUUUGUGACUUAUUAACAUUGAAAAUAUGUAUUCUAGCGAACCAAGUCAACAGCAUGUUCUUUGACCAUGACAAACACCCGGAAGAUACAUUGAAGGCAUUUCAAGAGUUCAUACAAACAUUUGAAUUAACAUAUCACGCUCAAUAGCCAGAUCCACCAAAUGUAUCGUUAGAUUCAGCUGUAGAGAGAUGGAAAGUUGCAAAUACAACCGAAAGCAACCCUCAGCCUAAACCAACAUCGGACCAAUACGACAAAAUCCGGGACGAAUGGCAAGCCAAGGACAAAGUUGCAAAAUUCUUGGGAAAGUUUUCGUCGAGGCGAUUUUACUCGGAUUGGCAGGUGGCUGAACCAGAUGAAUCAAUCAGAAAUAAGGAAAAAUGGCCGGCGUUUGUAAGAAAAAUACAAGAGUUUUACAAACCCACAGACAACCCCACGCUUAAGAAUUUUCAUUUUCGGGCAUUGACACAGCAAGACCAAGAAUCUUUCCCGGCCUUCUGUAAUCGUGUUGAAAAGGAGGCUAGACAUUGUCGGUUUAAUUGUGACAAUGAAAAUUGCUCAGCAGAAAAGAUUGCAGUCCGAGAUCAAAUAGCGAUUGGGACACAUAACAAUAAGAUACGAGAGGAGGCAUUGAAAUUGUCGUGGGAUCUCGCCACCCUGAGACGCGAAGGCAUGAGAAUGAAAGUGCAAUAA